CCCUUAUUAAAUAUACAGUGCGCUACAUAGUGGCCAGAAGCCAUUAUUUCAUACCUUCUAUAGUGCACAUGUAUAGGGAGUAGGGAGCUGUUUGGGAUUUAACCAAGCCGUCGUGACUUGGGUCGUUAAAACACUUGGACGCUGAUGUGAAGCCAAAACAGUUACAAGGAUGGCAGAAGGCUUCCUGAUGGAGGUAUGUGUGGAUUCGGUUGAAUCCGCAAUAAACGCAGAAAGGGGAGGUGCUGGCCGUAUUGAGCUGUGCUCCAGUCUUAUUGAAGGUGGCAUCACACCCAGUGUUGGUCUGCUGCAAGUGGUCAAGGAGAACGUGCAGAUCCCUGUGUACGUGAUGAUCCGACCUCGAGGAGGCGACUUCCUCUACUCCGAGCGGGAGGUGGAGGUGAUGAGGAGGGACAUAGAGCUGCUGAAGAGACACAAGGCUGACGGUUUUGUGCUGGGGGCACUGACCGAGGACGGACGAGUCGACGCUGAGCUCUGCAUGGAGCUCCUGGCUACCUGUAGGCCUCUGCCAGUCACAUUUCACAGAGCAUUCGAUAUGGUCCACGAUCCAUCCGUUGCCGUAGAAACCCUGGUCUCCCUAGGCUUCGAGAGGAUUUUGACAAGCGGCUGUGACAGCUCGGCUUUGGAGGGUUUACCCGUCAUCAAGCGCCUCGUGGAACAGGCAAAAGGCAGAAUAAUUAUAAUGCCAGGUGGAGGCAUCACUGAGCGUAACCUGCAGAGGAUACUCGAGGGCUCUGGUGCACAGGAGUUCCACUGCUCAGCACGUUCCACUAAAGACUCAGCCAUGAAAUUCAGGAACUCCAGCGUGAGUAUGGGAGCUUCCCUCACAGCACCCGAGUAUUCGCUCAAGGUGGCCGACGUGGGCAAAGUGCGCACUCUCAAUGCCAUUGCCAAGAACACUCUCUAGGCGUACUCUAAAGGGGCUGGGCUCUAUUUAGGGAGCAGGUCCUCCUUGAAUUGGAGCGAGUCCACAUGUCUAUCGUACUAUUUGGAUUUCUUAAAGAAAGAUCUUUUUUUUUUUUUUCCCUCCAGAAAGUCAUCAUUGAGCUGAGUUUUUAUUUUUUUCUCAGUUUUCUCCAGAGCAGCCAUUACUGAGCCAUGAUGCCCCAAAAAUAGUAAAUAAAUACCUUUAUUUUUUGAUUCUAUUAGACUAUUUUGAAACAGCAGGCUUGAGUGCUCGCAGUGGCAUUUGUUAUUCUUGCUUCACCAAGGCUCAUUGAUCAAAUUUGCUUGUUUAGUCGCACUAUCAGCAUGUGGCCGCUCGCUGAUGUUGUUAAGAUGUUGUUACAGGCUAAAAUGGAAGUGAAUUAUUUUUUAAUUCAAUUUAGCCUUCUCUGUAAAUGCCACCUCCUCUGCUGACUUCUCACUUUAUUCAGUCUCGCAAAUGUCAUUUCCUUUCUCAAAUUAAAAGUAUACAAUUGUUAUGCUAA
Pangasianodon hypophthalmus (striped catfish) is the source of this 1448-nucleotide messenger RNA. It is a transcript of the gene cutc, whose product is annotated as cutC copper transporter homolog (E. coli). Bases 170 to 925 code for a protein of 251 amino acids. Gene Ontology annotation, molecular function: copper ion binding. NCBI's taxonomy places the organism in Eukaryota, Metazoa, Chordata, Actinopteri, Siluriformes, Pangasiidae. The record is from RefSeq and is a predicted model, not a curated record. The transcript has 9 exons.